GCCAUCAUCAAGUGUGGUGGAGUACUGCUAAAGAUUGAAGUUCACGGCAAGAACAUGUUCUACUUCUUCGGGGCGGAGGGGAAAGCUCCCAGCGUCGUGGUGCACGUCCACUUCGGGCUGGCUGGCGCCUUCGCCGUCUACAAAGAAGAGCCGCAGGUCGGUUCGAGCAUCCGACUUCGCUUAGAGACGACGGACGGCCAGGCCCCACAUUUGGUCGCCCAUCUCUCAGCCAUGGUGGUGAAGCACGGAAAGCCCGAGUCUUUGUACAAACCACUGGUGGCCAAGCUUGGCGCAGACCCCUUGCGCGAAGACGCGGAUCCGGAGAGCUUUGUCUCCGCCUGCGCCGCUGCAAAGAAGCCCGUGGGUACCGUUUUGAUGGACCAAUCUGUGUGCGCAGGGGUUGGAAACAUCUAUCGCACCGAAAUUUUGUACGAAGCUGCAAUCCAUCCCAAUCAGCCGGCGAAUACAUUGACCAGGGCAGAGGUGUUGAAGCUCUGGAACACGGCCGUGAAGCAGAUGCAAGCAGGCUACAAGUCGGGUUCCAUCUGGGGCGCGAAGGCAAGUUCGUUCUGCUAUGACAAGAAGCAGUCGGCCUGCGGCGGAAAGGUGAAGCACUGGAAGAUGGGAGGCCGACCUCGGCGGUAG
This is a messenger RNA of Symbiodinium necroappetens, 645 nucleotides long. Lineage: Eukaryota; Dinophyceae; Suessiales; Symbiodiniaceae. The record is from the annotation of a GenBank genome assembly.